AUGGCACCCGGCAAGAUUGAGGAGUUCCAAGACUCUGACUCCGAUGCUGAAUUUGAGGAUGUUCCAAUGACUCGAAGAAUCGGAGGGGAUGAUGUGGAAAUCCCGAUAUCCCGGCCCUCGCCAACCUGGACGCCAGCCCUUUCACUUCCACCACAACGAGCUGGGCCUCUUGCCUCAGGUUCCGAAGAAGAAACUCAACUCCGCGGACAGAUCAGUACAGGAGUUGAACGAGUAACCUAUCGCAAGAUGAAAUCCGACAUGGGUAUGGACGCACCCGACACACCUCCGACACACCGCAGGUAUGACAGCUUUGCUCAGCUAGCAGACGAUGUGAGUGGACUAGUUGAUUUGCUUUGGGCGUCUGCCACGCCGGCAAUCCAAACGGAGGCUCUUAUAACUCUAGCUGGACUAACUCAAACCUCUCUCCCAUCAUUCGCAUUUUCGGCCGAAGCUACCCUGUCAAUUUUCCACAAAUUUGACAGUGUAUUUGCAGCCUUGUGCACCAGUACGCAUCCCAUCACCGGAGCCGCGCUGCCAGGCGCAGUAAUUGGCCAAUCUCUCGCCACGGAGACGCAGAAGGUACGGAUUCGCAGCUUGGCCGAAAGAACGAGGCAUCAGGUCUUUUCUUGUUUGGCUACCUCAGGUGCCUCUGCCGGCGAUGAAGAUGGCGAUGAGGAACUUGAGGAACCCGAUGAGCCGUGGAUGUUGGAGGCUACCAAAGUGUACGAGAAGAGUCUAAUGUUGCUUGCAGAGCAGAAUGAUGUAACGGUGGAAGGAGAUGAGUUUACAUGUUGA
Molecule: messenger RNA, 795 nt
Organism: Penicillium salamii
Lineage: Eukaryota; Fungi; Ascomycota; Eurotiomycetes; Eurotiales; Aspergillaceae
Source: the annotation of a GenBank genome assembly